AUGACUGCCGAAAGCGGGCCGCCGCCGCCGCCGCCGCAGCCGGAAGCCCUGGCGGCCGUGAAGGAGGAACGCGGUGAGGCUGGGGCUGGGGUCCCGGCCGAGGCAGCGGGACGCAGCGGGGGUGGGCGGCGGCGCAAGCGCCCCCUGCAGCGCGGGAAGCCGCCCUACAGCUACAUUGCUCUCAUCGCCAUGGCCAUCGCGCACGCGCCGGAGCGCCGCCUCACGCUUGGCGGCAUCUACAAGUUCAUCACCGAGCGCUUCCCCUUCUACCGCGACAACCCCAAAAAGUGGCAGAACAGCAUCCGCCACAACCUCACGCUCAAUGACUGCUUCCUCAAGAUCCCCCGCGAGGCCGGUCGCCCGGGCAAAGGCAACUACUGGGCUCUCGACCCCAACGCCGAGGACAUGUUCGAGAGCGGCAGCUUCCUGCGCCGCCGCAAGCGCUUCAAGCGCUCGGACCUCUCCACUUACCCAGCCUACAUGCACGACGCCGCCGCCGCCGCUGCCGCCGCCGCCGCAGCCGCCGCCGCCGCCAUCUUCCCGGGCGCGGUGCCCGCCGCGCGCCCGCCUUACCCGGGUGCCGUCUACGCGGGUUAUGCCCCGCCGUCGCUCGCCGCGCCGCCCCCGGUCUACUACCCCGCUGCGUCGCCGGGCCCCUGCCGUGUCUUCGGCCUGGUGCCCGAGCGGCCGCUCAGCCCGGAGCUCGGCCCCGCGUCGUCGGGACCCGCCGGCUCCUGCGCCUUUGCCUCGGCCAGCGCCUCUGCCACGACCACCGGCUACCAGCCCGCGGGCUGCGCAGGAGCCCGACCAGCCAACCCCUCCGCCUAUGCGGCUGCCUACGCGGGCCAGGACGGCUCUUACCCGCAAGGGGCCAGCAGUGCCCUCUUCGCAGCUGCUGGCCGGUUGGCGGGGCCCGCGUCGCCCCCCUCAGGUGGCAGCAGUGGCGGCGUCGAGACCGCAGUGGACUUCUAUGGGCGCACGUCCCCCGGCCAGUUCGGAGCGCUGGGGCCCUGCUACAAUCCUGGUGGGCAGCUCGGAGGGGGCAGUGCAGGUGCCUACCAUGCUCGCCAUGUGGCCGCCUAUCCUGGCGGGGUAGAUCGCUUCGUGUCUGCCAUGUGAGCCGAGCAUACCAUUGAAACUUCAUAGGUGCCUUGGCAGUUUACACAAAGUAUCCCCGAGACCUGAGGACAGGACUGGAGAGAGGGCCGAACUGCGAACCACAUAGAAGGGACCGUGGGCAGGAGAGGCGCAGCCUCCGAGUGCAUUGAGUACACCCCUGGUUUACUUCAUU
This is a messenger RNA of Pteronotus mesoamericanus, 1291 nucleotides long. RefSeq names its product forkhead box E1 (gene FOXE1). Gene Ontology annotation, biological process: regulation of transcription by RNA polymerase II; anatomical structure morphogenesis; cell differentiation. The transcript has a single exon. The record is from RefSeq and is a predicted model, not a curated record. Bases 1 to 1119 code for a protein of 372 amino acids. Gene Ontology annotation, molecular function: RNA polymerase II cis-regulatory region sequence-specific DNA binding; DNA-binding transcription factor activity, RNA polymerase II-specific. NCBI's taxonomy places the organism in Eukaryota, Metazoa, Chordata, Mammalia, Chiroptera, Mormoopidae.